AUGGACAAGACGUGCGGGACAACGUAUCAGAAGAGCUUCGUGGAGCACAGCUUGAAGCAGAGUCCUCUGGCCACGAAGUCCUCCGAGCCCUUCAACGGCGAGCGCGCCCGGGCCUGUCGCCGUGCCCUGGAGCAGCUGGUGAGCCCAGAGCGGCUCCAGGAGCUUCGGUCCCAGGCAAUGGAGUCCGGUGGAGUGGGUCUGUCGAAGAAGCCGUGGUGCAUGAAGCGCACCAUGUUGUCAAUUUGCGCUGCAUUGCUGGCAGUCCUGCUGUUCAAUGACCACGGGCACUUCAUGAAAGCCAGAAAAUGUUUGGGUUUGAUGAUCUUCACUGUCGUCAUGUGGGUUUCAGAGGCGGCUCCCUUUGAAGCUACCGCAAUGCUGGUGGCGCCUCUAGCAGCUGCUUUGGAUGUCAUGGAGGGCAGUAGGGAGGAGCAGGCUACAAAGCUUUUGGCCUCGGUCUUCAAUGAAUCCCUGUACCUCGUCCUCAGCGGUUUUGCCAUGAGCUCCAUUUUCUCCAAAUGCCAGCUGGAUUGCCGUGCAGCUUCCAUUCUUCAGCGUGCGUUUGGCCACAGGCCUUCUCUCUUCAUGUUGGCCAUCAUGUUUCUCGGUGUAGGCCUCUCUGCCCUGUUGUCCAAUGUGACGGCCCCGCUGCUUCUAAUAGAGGUGCUGAAGCCGUUAAUCCGCGACAUGCCGACAGACAGCCGGUACUCCCGAGCCUUGCUAUUGGGAUUAGCCUUCUCCUGCAAUGUCGGAGGAAUGAUGACACCGAUUUCAUCCCCACAGAAUGUCGCAUCUCUACAGGCUUUGCGCCAGCAUCACAAGGACAUCAGCUGGGACGAGUGGCUGUGCCUCAGCAUCCCCUUUUGCACGCUGUCCGUGAUCUUGGUGUGGCUUUUGCUCCUGCUGAUCCAGCGGUUUGACCUCUCUAGCAAUGAGGCUCAGCAACUGCAGACACCAGGUGCAUCAUUUGGAAAGAUACCACCGGUCAUGUUCGAAAAAGAGGAUCUCUCUCUUGGCAAGAUUUGUGGCCUGAUGGGUGCAGUGGCUACGCUUGUGGCCUUCGCGUAUGCGCCAGUGGCGGCAUACUUUGGCGGCACCUCCUCUGUGGCCUUGCUGUUCGUUGCCUUGUCGCUAGGAUCGGGCGGUAUUUCAAGGCAGACCUUCAACUCCUACAGUUGGCACCUUCUUUUCCUGAUCGGCGGUGGCAGCGCUUUGGGUUUGGCAGUGCGUGAGAGUGGGCUCUUGGGACUGGUCACAGACUCCGUUCGGAGGCAGCUGUCAUCAUCCCCGUGGCUCCUCGUUGCCCAACUCAUACUUGUUAUUGUAGGCGCAACGACUUUCGUGUCGCACACGGUCGCAGCGCUGGUGCUCAUGCCGCUGGUCGUGCAGCUGGGGGAGGAAGCCGGGGUGGAGCGGCUGGCUGUGCUUCUAGGAGCCUUUGCCUGCUCGACAGCUUGCGCGCUCCCGAUGACGAGUUUUCCAAAUGUCAACUCCCUGAUGGCGCUGGACGACAUCGGGAAGCCAUGGCUGUCUGUAAAGAACUUUCUGGUGGCCGGAAUUCCAACUACCACGGCAUUGGCUGUACUCCUGGCCACGGCAGGUUACAGCAUUGGAAGGUUUGCGCUGCAUUGA
This is a messenger RNA of Effrenium voratum, 1632 nucleotides long. The record is from the annotation of a GenBank genome assembly. NCBI's taxonomy places the organism in Eukaryota, Dinophyceae, Suessiales, Symbiodiniaceae.